CUGGAAAACUUCGUGACUUUUUUGCACGUAUUGAUCCCUCUUUGAAAGAUUUUUAAAAUUACUCUGCAAACCCAAGAGUAGAAAGAAUGCUUUCGAGUUCUGAUAAAAGUUUGCCAUAAAUUUUAAUACUUGACAAACUGUUGCUUGAAAAUUCCAAUGAGCAUCGAAUCAUUGAUCAAAUUCAAUCUUUGCGCAAAUUUUUCCAGGUAAUAUGACCAUGUCUUUGACAAAGUUUCUCCUGCGGGUUGCAGUAUUCGCAACUCUGCAAGUUCCAUUGAAUUCUCAUUAGAUUCGCAGCUCGCAGCACGCACACACACACACUCAUGAAUUAUGAUCGCGCGUGUAUGUCAUUGUAUAGGUACUGCGUAUCUAGUUCUUACACCUGCGUCUAUUAUAAUAAAUAGUGACUUGUGUUUUCGCGAUUCUUUCUGAACGUCGACGCGUCGAUAUUAAUGUAUAGUGCACUCAGAUGCUGCAAGCCGUAUCAGUAAAACCGGAGGCGUACCUUUUGUCAAUCUGCCACUUACUAGAUUACAUUUAUGCAGAGGAAGUUGCUAAAAUGUCAAGUUCUUUCUAAACCCAUUGCUAUUCGUCUCUACCCAUCUCGCGAGUCUCCUCGUUGUGCAGGAAAUGUUUUAGAGUGCAAGAAUAGAAAAACGACACAAACGAGACUACUCGCGCACGAUGUUUAUGCAGAUGGAAUUUUUCAAUCUCGAUGAAAACGAGGUUAUCACGGUCCAAGCUGACCAACAUGAUUCCGAGUCCGAGUCCUGGACGAAAUAUUACAAGGACGAUGGCGAUGCUCUGCUAGUCAAGGCUGCGACUUACGACACUUACGAAGACUUCGAAAACGCAUACUGUAUUGAGCAUGGCUGUAUGCCAUUGCAUCAUGCUAUUAAAAGCAACAAGCCAGCCAUAGUCAGGAAGAUUUUGCUUAAAGGCACAGAUGUCAACAAAGUUGAUAGCCUGUCAAGUACACCUUUGUACUAUUCUAUUCUCAUGGAUAAUGCAGAGAUUGUUGAAUUGCUAUUGAAAUCUGGAGCAACAGCUCAAGACAGUUUUACAGAAAAUGCCAUUCAGUUUACUUAUUUUCAAAGAGUUUGUCAGUCAUCUCAUUGGAAAAUAGUUAAAUUAUUUUUGGAUCAUGGGUGCAAUGUUAAUGACAUAUUUACAAGUGAUUAUUGGAAUUGUCCAAAAUACUCCCGACCACUGCAUCUUGCUAUAACACACCGGAGAUUAGAGACCAUACAAUUACUCAUUAACUGCAAUGUUGAUCUCAACGAUGUAAAUGAAGAUGGUGAAUCUCCACUUUAUUUAGCAUGUGCAGAAGAUUAUGUUGAAGCUGUCGAAUUGCUUUUGAGUAAAAAUGCUUUGGUCAAUACUCAAGCACAUGACAGAACAACACCUUUGCAUCAAGCUAUCAAAUGUGGCAAUCACAGAAUAGUUGAGUUGCUCUUAUCACAUGGUGCAUUCAUCGAAUACGGUGAUGAUACAGACAGUGUAGAAAACAUCUGUGUUCCUGUACACGAAGCUAUAAAAAAUGGUCAUUUCAAAAUAAUUGAAGAUCUUUUAAGUCAUGGACUGCAUGUUGAUAUGAAUAUCAACAAACCAGUGUCUUCAGAUUAUUCUGGAUUUUUACAUACAGCAGUUGAAACUGAACAAAUAGAAAUUGUAAAUUUACUAUUAAAGUUUAAUGCUGAUGUCUAUAUUAGGGACAACAACAAUAGGGUACCAUUGCAUUUAGCUGCUUACAAUGAAAAUGAGGUCAUUAUGGAAUUGCUUUUGGAUUAUGAUGUCAAUUUAAAAGUUUCAUGGGAAUUUUCAACAUUGAAUGCGAUUGACAAGGAUCACUGUACACCUUUUCAUAUUGCUUGUAAAGGUAGAAACAUUGAUUCUGUUCAAUACCUCAUUCAGUCACAUGCAGAUAUUAAUGCAGAAAGUUUCAAAGGAGAAACCCCAUUACACUUUGCUUGUGAAACAGGGGAUCUAGCUAUCGUUAAACUUUUAAUAAAAAGUGGCGCAUGUGUAAAUGGUUACACAGAAGAUAAUGUAACUCCUUUGCAUGUUGCUGUUAAAGGCACUCAUGAAAAAAUUGUUGAACUUCUUCUUAUGCAUGAAGCAGUAACAAUAAAUCAAGAUAAAAAUGGAAAAAUACCUUUAGAAUAUGCUGUUGAUAAUCUAGAUAUGAGGAAUAUUGAAUUACUUUUACAGUAUAAUCCAGAUGUAAAUAAUGAGCACUAUCGAAAAGUAUUUCUUGCUGUUCUUAAUAUACAUAAGACAUUUGGUAGUGAAAUUGUUGAUUAUUUUUUCAAAUAUGGUUUUGAAAUAAAAUUAGAAGAUAAGAGCACUAAUGUUAUUUUUACUGCAGUAACUAAUGGUUAUUAUAACAUAGUAGAGCAAUUAUUGAAUGAAGGUGCAGAUGCUAAUGUUUCUGUCGAAGGUUCUACUUUACUACAUAGUGCAACUAAAAAUCAUCACUGUGACAUUAUUAAACUUCUUAUAAAACACAAUGCUAAUGUACAUGCUAAAGAUCACGUAGAUAAAUUAGCUGUUCAUUAUGCCAUAGAAAACGAUGAUAAAGAAAUACUUGAAUUUUUUCUCAAUAAUGGUAUUAAUACCAAAGAUUAUCCAGAUUUAUUACAUUAUUCUAUUCUAAAAUGUAGUAAUAAAUGUAAAGAUAAUUUAGAUAUACUUCUAAGAUAUGAUGCAGACAUCAAUUAUUGUGAUGAACAAGGAAUCAAUGCAUUGCAUUUGAUCAUACAAUUUCUCAGAAGUGAUGUGAGAGAAGACUAUAGCAGUCUUACUAAAUUUAAUAAAUAUUUAAUGUCUGAUUACAUUGCAGAAACAGUAGAUUUUCUGUUAGAAAAAGGUGUAAAUGUAAAUGCUAAAACAGCUUUUGGUUGGACUGCUUUACAUAUGGCAAUUGUUCUUGAUGAAAAUUUAGAUAAAUUGGUAGAAACUCUACUCAAGUAUGAUGCUGAUGUGGAUUGCAAAAAUGAUGUAGGGCAUACGCCUCUUCAUCUUUGUUGUCAGAAAGGAAAUUUCCGUAUAAUAUCUCUACUUUUGAACUUUGGGGCUGAUAUUAACAUAGAAGAUCCAGAUGGAAGAACACCUUUAGAUGCAGUAUUUAAAAUAAAACAGGAAUAUCAAAAAAAGGCAAAAGAAAUUAGCACAGCUGUUUUUGUAAACUGUGUUGAGGAUCUCAUAAGCUCUUAUUUCAUAACAAGAGCUUACAUUGAUUGCUGCAAUAGAGCUGUUGCUAUAUUUCACAAUCAUAUCAUUAAAAUGAAGAUAGCAAAACUAUAUCUUAAUCCUAAAAAUGCAGUAUAUUUAGAUGAUAGUCACAGAAAUUUUCAGGCAACUUGUCUCAAAGAAAUUAAUGACUUGAAAGAACUAAAAAUCAAUAACUAUGUGCCAGUCUAUAAUGUAUUGGUAGGAGAUUUAACAGAAAUAUUACGAUUCACAAAAAAUGAAAAUAUUCAAAAUAUUUGUGAAAUAUUAGAAAAUCCAGUCAAAUUUCCAUUAUAUGGAAGUAUGAUUAUUGAGAGGCUCAAAAAAGCUACCCGAAGAGAGGGAUUUUUAGUCAGAGCUAAAGAAGCUUUGAAUUCUUUAUCUAACUUUGGACUACCAGAUGCUUGUACAGAAAAUAUAAUUGUUUACCUCAAAAAUGAAGAUUUAAGAAAUUUGGCCAGUAUAUGCUCGCAAAAUGAUGAAAUGGAUGUGACUGAUUAGUUUUUAAACCACACAAAUGUAAUAAAGAUUUAUCAGAAUAAAUCUCUGUGCAAUACCAUCAAAUCGAUUUUGAAAAAUGACAUUUACGAAUUUUUACACUACUGCUAAUGUUAAAUAAUCAUUUGUGUGUCCAUACCUGGAGA
Messenger RNA from Trichogramma pretiosum, 3875 nucleotides. Its product is annotated as ankyrin-1-like. The transcript is spliced from 2 exons. The coding region runs from base 685 to 3732 and encodes 1015 amino acids. The record is from RefSeq and is a predicted model, not a curated record. NCBI's taxonomy places the organism in Eukaryota, Metazoa, Arthropoda, Insecta, Hymenoptera, Trichogrammatidae. Gene Ontology annotation, molecular function: protein binding.